This is a messenger RNA of Physella acuta, 1755 nucleotides long. RefSeq lists its product as uncharacterized. Lineage: Eukaryota; Metazoa; Mollusca; Gastropoda; Physidae. The record is from RefSeq and is a predicted model, not a curated record.
UAAUCGCAGGAACUACGGCGCGAGUUCUGGCAAGAUGACGUAGUAUGUCACGUGUCUGGUGAAUCAACCGGUGCGUCUCAAUGUGGGAGUCCUGGAUGGUAUAAAUCGUUCAGUUGAGUUCGGUUUGUGGUGUAGCGAUAGGAACUGGGAUAGCUUGCUCCAGAGACUUAGGAAUUUUCUCGGCGCAGAGAUUGUACAACACAAACAACAACGUAACAAAUUCUAAGCAAGUAGAACAUUGCGUCAUACAAGCAUAAAGAGAAUCGAAUCCAAGAAAAGCAAGUCUAAACAAAUACGAGAUUAGUGACAGGUUCAAAUUUUUUCUCAUACAAGCUAAAAAAGAAGGAAGAAGACAGAAAGAAAACGAAACAAGAAAUCUUCGAUUGUUUUUGAAGAGUUUCAGCAUUUGUGAAAGAAGGAAAGUGUUUUUAAAAGAAAGGAAAACUCAAACACGAAGAGCAGUAAAACAGAAGAACUAAUCAAACAAAAUACUAACCUAUUCAAACAGAAAAACUAAUUAAAUACAAGGAAAAUCACAUAUAAGGAGAUGGCCGUUCAAUUCUUCGUAGUCCAGUCAUAUCUUCAGAUCGUGCUGACCACUCUUUCGCUGUAUGCCCUACAUGCGUAUGGGUCACCAGUUCAGGAAAGUUCCGACAGAAUUUUAUGCCCUCUGGGCUGGUUCCACUACCAGAGGUUCUGCUUGACCAAGGCCAUGGGCAAAUCUGACCGGGCAGUCGCCUUGUACUGUGACGGUUUUGGCGGCAUCGGCAUCAAGGGCCUAUGCAUUAUUCGAGCUCAAACUGAGGUCAGCGAAAAAGAGUUGCUGGGAGAUAACUACCAGUUUUCUUCGGAUUUCUCCCUACUGGGGGGCGACCUGGCAGAGGAGCUGAAAUCCUUCCCCUCCCAGGCAGACGACCCCCGGGACGAGAGCACGUCCACGCUGGUGAGUUCGUCUGCUGAGGGGAGCGAGAACGAGACCCGGCUGUGCCCCCGGGGGUGGUCGCACUACAGGAGCCUGUGCUUGUACAAGCCGGAGAGCGUGGAGGAGAGGUGCAGGAACUUGGGAGCUGUGGAGUUCAGUGGACUGUGUCUUAAACAUGCAGAUACAAGAGCUCUUCAAGAAUCUCAGAUUGAUGCAGAAAGUUUAAAUAAGAGAAUAUGCUGCUGUUCUCAUCCCAAGGCCAAGGGGAACAACUACGGAUGCUGAAAAAAAAAUCUAUUUUUAGCUUUAGUUGACCUAUCUCUCUACACAAUCUACACAGCCAAUCAGAUGAGUCUGAAACAACACUCACCACCUACAUACUAGGAACAUCAACAUCAUUUAUUUUUCAACACCCAUAUACAUAUUUUUAAAACUACACUUAUGUAAGCCUCCACAAUUCACCACAACAGUCUGCUUAUGAAAUCCAAUCAAAAAUAUUCAAAAAGUACUCGAUUAUUAUUAAACAAAGCUUUAAUGUGAAUUAUCAAUUAAGUUAUAUUUGAAUAAACAUUUUUUAAAAUGAUACGUUACAUUUUGAAAACGUUUUAGGGAGCACGCAUGUUUUGGGUUGAUUAUAGCUUCAGCUCCAAUUGUUUAUAAGCUCCAACUAAGCUCCAGUUGUUUAUUAGCCCCAACUUAGCUCCACUUGUAUGUUUAGUUCAACACAGCUCCAAUGCCAAUCUAAAAAAAAAUUCUGAAAGUUCGAUUUCUGCAAAGACUUCUCAUCGACGUAUGUCACAUAUUGCUUUGUGGAUAUUGAAACUUUAUAUUAU